Molecule: messenger RNA, 1965 nt
Organism: Synchiropus splendidus (mandarinfish)
Lineage: Eukaryota; Metazoa; Chordata; Actinopteri; Syngnathiformes; Callionymidae
Gene: arfrp1
Product: ADP-ribosylation factor related protein 1
Exons: 7
Coding region: 1212-1676 (154 amino acids)
Biological process (GO): protein localization to organelle; Golgi to plasma membrane protein transport; intracellular protein transport
Cellular component (GO): Golgi apparatus
Molecular function (GO): GTP binding; GTPase activity
Source: RefSeq, a predicted model, not a curated record
UCUUCCGGUCAGUGGUCGAAUGUUUACAAGCGACCGCAUUUGCCGAAAGGAGCGUUUAUUCCAGGUUGCUUGGUGUGUUUCCAGAGUUAGUUUGUGUCGGGGAAGUACGCAGUUGUGUUGUUGUUUCGACGCGUAUUCAGCUCAGGAAGUCAUUUGCUCUGAGCUGUCUUUCCCCAUCAUGUACACUUUACUGUCUGGUUUAUACAAGUACAUGUUCCAGAAGGACGAGUAUUGCAUUCUGAUCCUGGGCUUGGAUAACGCUGGGAAGACUCGAACAGCACAGACAGGCUCUAACCAGAGUAGAAAGAGAAGUGGGAGGCCCCGCUGAACAACUGAGCCAGAAGAUAAGUACAUGAGAGUCUCCAGUUUGAGAAAUAGACGCCUCACAGGUCCUCAACUGGCAGCUUCAUUAAAUGGUACCUGCCAAACGCCAGUGUCAACAUCCACAGUGAAGAGGUGACUCCGGGAUGCUGGCCUUCAGGGCAGAGUGGCAAAGAAAAAGCCAACAAAAGAAAAAGAUUAAUAUGGGCAAAAGAACUCAUUCAUUGGACAGAGGAGAAUUGGAAAAAAGAGUUACGGACGGACAAAUCGAAGUUUGAGGUGUUUGGAUGUGUGCUGGUACUCAGCAACAGUGAGUGGGCCAUUAAAGACAACCACUGAUGCUUCACCGCAAUAUAAAAGAAUAAAUGAAUGUUUGUCAUUUCGCAGCUAUAAGAAAUUAAAGCGAAAUGGCAGCAUCACUCAAAAGCCUCCGUUUAGAUUGAAUGACCAACAAGGACGAUAGAGAACUACAAACAGGGCAAUGUGCAGUGUCUGUGAGUCCCAUCUGGUCUCAACUGAUCACAAAUGUCAAUAACAGCAGCAUAUAUAGCACCUAAAAUGAGCCUGUUUGUUAAUAAAAUCAAAAACAUGUCCUAUUGCCAGUUCAGUCAGUCAGUUCAGGCGUUCAAUACGUGGGAUAUACACCUACAAGGUCCCCCUACUGGUGGUCUGGUACUGUCAACACUGGCCUGGGCUCAUUUGCUGCUCAGGGAAUCAAGCUUUAGUUCUUAAAAAGGAUUAUUUAUUGGCACAGAUUUGAAACAUAAAUACAUGCAGUUUACAAACUUCACAAUGUUACCCAAACUGACUUUGUUGACCACUGUUUGGUGUUUUCUUUGUAGACAUUUCUGGAGCAAACCAAAACGAAGUUCAGUAAAACCUACAAGGGGAUGAAUUUGUCAAAGAUAACAACUACAGUUGGUCUGAACAUUGGAACCAUUGAUGUAGGCAAGGCCCGUCUCAUGUUCUGGGAUCUUGGCGGACAGGAGGAGCUGCAGUCUCUUUGGGACAAAUACUAUGCCGAGUCCCAUGGAGUCAUCUAUGUGAUCGACUCCACUGAUGAGGAGCGUCUUUCUGAGUCAAAAGAAGCUUUUGAAAAAAUGAUCAGUAGCGAAGUACUGGAAAGUGUUCCUCUUCUGGUGCUGGUCAACAAGCAGGAUGUUCCGAACUGUCUAUCAGUACCAGACAUCAAAACAGCUUUCAGUGACUCUGCGCCCAAAAUUGGGAAGAGGGACUGUUUGGUGCAGUCGUGUACUGCCCUAACUGGAGAAGGAGUGAACGAAGGCAUCGAAUGGAUGGUCAAGUGUGUGGUCAGAAACAUUCACAGGCCUCCGAGGCAGAAGGACAUCACCUAAGGAAGGAUUCCUAGACUGUGGAUUGUUCAAGGUGUGGAAAGUGGGAACCUGGCUUGGAGUACUCCAGGCGUUUCCGGUGGUUAUGAACUUGACAAGAGUUCUGGACUACACUACAAUAUACUGUGCUAUAGUACAAUACUACUAUACUAUAAUAUAGUAUAGAAUACUAUAAUAUAGUAUAGUAGUAUUGUAAUGAAGUACUGUCACGUCAGUGACCCAGUCUACAUUGCAGUCACUCAAAUAAUUUGUCUUUCAUUUGCUGUCAUUUGAACUUUAAAAUAAAUCUUUA